UAAAUAAAUAUAUAUUUACAUUUAACUGAUUUUUAUAAUAGGUUUAUAAAUUUAAUAGCAUUUUAAUAAUUGUAGAUGGCAUCUAUGUUAGCUCCAUUUAGUAUUUCCUCCGUGUUGGUGGGGUGUUUUAGAAUGUGUUGUUCUUUGUUGUAAUUAGAACAUUGGAGUGUGAGGUAUUCUAUUGCCAGUGGUGUAUUGUAUUGUUGGCAGAUUAGCUGUUUGUUGGUUGAAGGAGUAAGAGCUAAUGAGAUGAGUAUGGCCUUUUCUGGUUUUAGUGGUUAUAAUGUCUACUUUAUGGGAUGUGUUGAAGGGGAAUUGUCAUUUAUGAAUGUUUUUUUUAAAUAUAUUUUAACUUGUUGUUUUUUAUGAUGUUUCAAUGGGAUUGCCAUUGCUGGAUGAAAGUUUGAUCAAAAUUAUUCUGAAUAUAUCUUUGUUUGGUAGUUGAUUCAAUGGAUAAUAUAGCUUGGUUUGCUUUUAGCUUGGCUUCUUCAUUACUGGGUAUACCAGUGUGUAUGUAAAUAGGCGUAACUUGGAAAUUUAUUAGGGGGGGGGAGCAAAAUAUAAUUACAUAUCUAACGAAAAGGGUAUCCCUGGCUAAACGCCGCUUUACUACUUACAUAUUAUUAUAUAAAAUUAUUCAUUUUCUAACAUUAGGUUAGAUAAGCGAAAAUUUAUAAUUAAGAUUUAAAAAAAAAAAUGUUAUAGUAAUAACUAUAAUCAGCUAUUUUGUACUUAUUUUAAAACAAGUUAUGUUGAACAUCAGAGGAGGCACUGUCCCUCCUAAUUUAUUCUAGGGGGGCAAUUGUCCCCCAGUUUAUGCCUACAUGUAUGUGUGUGUUAAAUUUAUUAUUAGGUACAUUUAUUAAGUGACUGAAAACCAAAUAACAAUUAUUUAGUGCUUCUUUCAAAAUAUUGACUGGCUUAAUAUGUAUGUAUAUUAAUGGUUCAUAUAAAAGAUUCAUAUCUGAAUAUCUUAGUUUGUAAAAUGGCAGUGUACUUAAAUCCAUGUUUAUCACUUCCGAUUAACUUGGCUGAAAAUGAAUUUGAAGAUCUUAUACAAAAAUUAAAAGAUUGGACUAUUAUGCAUGGCGGUGGUAUGAGAUCAAAAAAACAGUAUUCCAAUGAUUCUUUAACUGUGGUACCAUUUACAUUAUUACCUUCAGUUUUUCCACGUUCUGAGUUCCAAAAAGCAGUCUCAAUUCAACCAGCAUUAAAUGAACUGACUCAUUAUGUUUCUAAUGAUCAUGCAUUUUUAUACUCUUGUUUAGAAAAAACCAUAGAAGUUGAUGAAUUUACACGUAAUUUAUUCAAUUUAUAUGAAACUGUAAGAAGUGAAGGCUUUGCACAGCGCAUAAGCCUUGGAAUGUUGCGCUCAGACUUCAUGCAAGAAAAGGAAGCAAGCGGUUAUUACAUCAAACAAGUUGAAAUGAACACAAUUGCUAGCGGAUUUGGUUGGCUUGGUAUCGUUUCCGGGGACAUUCACAGACCGCAGAAAGGACACACAAUGUGUAUUUUGUUGAUGUGUGGUGCUUUACAGUCAAGGUGUCUGGGAUUAUUGAGGUCAGACUACUUGUUGGAUGUUUGCAAUUCUUCUUCCGUGAAGCAAGUGGAAUUGAACACAAUCGCUUCGAGCUUUGGCGGUUUGACAUCGACAGCCCCUACUCACAGGUUUUUCUUCCAACAGAUGGGAUUGUUAGAUAAAUUGAAAAUGUUGCCCGAAAAUAAAGCUUUACAAGGCCUAUGUUCUGGAAUCAUUAAAGCUUGGGAACUUUUUAAUGACAAAGAUUCAGUCAUUUUAAUUAUUAUUGAAAAUCAAUCAAUGAAUGUCUGUGACCAACGUUUUCAUGAAUUUGAAAUUGCUCGUCAAAAACCAGAAUUAAAUGUAAUCCGUAAGAAUUUAACUCAAAUAGCAAAUGAAGCAAAACUUUCGGAUACCAAAGAUCUUAUUGUUCAAGGAAAAAAAGUUGCUGUUGUUUAUUUCCGAGCUGGUUAUACACCUGAUCAUUAUCAUAGUGAAGCUGAAUGGUCAGCACGCUUGAUGAUUGAACGUUCAAAAGCCAUAAAAUGUCCCAACAUUCAGUACCAUCUGGCAGGAACUAAAAAAGUACAACAAGCACUAGCAACUCCAGGAAUGCUUGAACGUUUCAUCAAAGAUACUAAAAAGUCUACUGAUAUUCGAAAAAUGUUCACAGGAUUAUAUGCUCUCGACUUGAAUGAAGAUGGUGAUAAAGCUGUUAAAAUGGCUUUAGACUGUCCAGAACGGUUUGUAUUAAAACCACAAAGAGAAGGGGGUGGCAACAACUUGUAUGGGGAAGAUAUCAGACAUAAACUUACUAGUUGCAUGAACAGUAAAGAACGGUCUGCAUGGAUACUGAUGGACAAAAUAAAUCCUCCUGUCCAACAAAAUUACUUAAUUAGACCAAAUCAAGAUUUUAAGAAAAAUUCUUCCUUAUGUGAUGUAGUAUCCGAACUUGGUAUUUUUGGCAUAAUAUUAUGUGAUGGUGAUAACAUAUUGAUAAAUGAACAAGUAGGACAUAUGAUGCGUUCAAAGUUAACAUCAUGCAAUGAAGGAGGUGUGCAUGCAGGUGAUGGUGUGUUAGACAGUCCGUUCUUAAUAGAUGAUUGCCCAAUGAAAAUAAAAUAAUGUCGUUCUGAUUUUUUUAAACUAUUUAGAUUCUUAACUAUCCAAUGCAAUUGUUAUUCAUAGUUUUUAUUCAUUGUUUCUUCUACUGAUGUUAAAAAUAUACAUAUUUUUGUAUUAAA
This is a messenger RNA of Sipha flava (yellow sugarcane aphid), 2763 nucleotides long. Its product is annotated as glutathione synthetase-like. Gene Ontology annotation, molecular function: glutathione synthase activity; glutathione binding; ATP binding. Gene Ontology annotation, cellular component: cytosol. Gene Ontology annotation, biological process: glutathione biosynthetic process. Bases 941 to 2644 code for a protein of 567 amino acids. NCBI's taxonomy places the organism in Eukaryota, Metazoa, Arthropoda, Insecta, Hemiptera, Aphididae. The record is from RefSeq and is a predicted model, not a curated record. The transcript has 14 exons.